Molecule: messenger RNA, 875 nt
Organism: Saccostrea echinata
Lineage: Eukaryota; Metazoa; Mollusca; Bivalvia; Ostreida; Ostreidae
Product: glutathione S-transferase 1-like
Exons: 4
Coding region: 45-653 (202 amino acids)
Biological process (GO): glutathione metabolic process
Molecular function (GO): glutathione transferase activity
Source: RefSeq, a predicted model, not a curated record
UACCUUGAUAUUUGUCUGCCAUCUUUUCGUGGAUAACCUGCAAAAUGCCUACCUACAAAUUAAUGUACUUUCAGGGCAAGGGGCGUGCCGAGGUGAUUAGAUUGGCCUUUACAUUAGCAGGGCAGGUGUUUGAGGACAAAAGAUUUACACUAGAAGAAUGGCUAAAAGUCAAACCAACUAUCCCACAAAAUCAUUUACCAGGUCUGCAGGUGGAUGACAAAUACAUACCCCAAUCUGGCGCCAUCUUGAGAUAUGUUGGGAGAGCCUUUGGUUUAUAUGGAGACAAUAAUGACGAAAGCACACGCAUUGACGUCAUUAUCGGAGCAACUGACGACUUUUUGAAAGACGUCUCUGAUGCGGUCUACGAGAAAGACGAAACGAAGAAAGCAGAAUUGAAGAAAGAUCUAGAAGAAAACAAAUUUCCACAAUAUCUCAAUUUAAUGGAGGAAAUUCUGAAGGAAAAUAAUGGAGGGGAUGGAUUCUUCGUGGGAAAUAGACUGUCGAUUGCUGACCUCAAGGUCUUUGACACAGUCGAUCAAGUCGCUAGUUAUGCUACACCGCCGCCAUUUCCUCCUAAACUUGGGGCUUUUAUUGAGAAAGUGAAAAACAAUCCAAAAAUAAAGGAGUACAUCUCCAAACAAGCCUCAAAAUAAACAGAAGAAAGAGAAGAGCCAUAUCACAGUAUACAGUGCUUCCAGACAUUGAGAUGCAGUUCAAUAGACAUUCUAAUGUGAUAGGCUAAUAAGAAAGAUAUGCUCAAUUUUAGCAGUAAUCCUAAUUAUAGAUAUAUACACUGACUUCUAAGGUUGAAAUCCAUUAACUGACUUUCUCUCUGUGUUAUUCAUUGUGUAUCUUAAUAAACGUAUUUUAUUUAA